This is a messenger RNA of Erinaceus europaeus (western European hedgehog), 945 nucleotides long. Its product is annotated as olfactory receptor 6C3-like. The coding region runs from base 1 to 945 and encodes 314 amino acids. The record is from RefSeq and is a predicted model, not a curated record. Gene Ontology annotation, molecular function: G protein-coupled receptor activity; olfactory receptor activity. Gene Ontology annotation, biological process: G protein-coupled receptor signaling pathway. NCBI's taxonomy places the organism in Eukaryota, Metazoa, Chordata, Mammalia, Eulipotyphla, Erinaceidae. Gene Ontology annotation, cellular component: membrane. The transcript has a single exon.
AUGAAAAACUACAGUCACACGGUGCCCACAGAAUUCAUUCUUCUUGGACUAUCAGAUGACCCAGAGCUUCAGCCUGUGAUUUUCCUCUUUUUACUCAUCACAUACAUACUAAGUGUCACUGGGAAUUUGACCAUCAUCACUCUCACUAUGGUGGACUCCCAUCUGCAGACCCCUAUGUAUUUCUUCCUCAGGAACUUCUCUGUACUGGAGAUUUCCUUCACAACAGUCUGCAUCCCUAGAUUUCUAGGCACAAUCAUCACCAAAGACAAAGCCAUUUCAUACAAUAGUUGCACAGCUCAGUUGUUUUUCUUCAUCUUCAUGGGCAUCACUGAAUUUUAUCUUCUAACAGCCAUGUCCUAUGAUCGCUAUGUAGCCAUCUGCAAACCUCUUCAUUAUACAACCAUCAUGAACAGGAGAGUCUGCAUAAUGCUUGUGUUUUUUGCUUGGCUAACAGGAUUCCUAAAUAUCUUCCCACCAGUUAUUCUUUUCCUUCAGUUAGACUACUGUGGCUCCAAUGUCAUUGAUCACUUUGCUUGUGACUAUUUCCCCCUCUUGCAAUUAUCCUGCUCAGACACAUGGCUCCUAGAAGUGAUUGGUUUUUACUCUGCAUUAGUGAUCCUGCUCUUCACUUUGGCACUGAUCAUUCUAUCCUACAUGUUCAUCAUCAAGACAAUUCUCAAACUACCUUCAGCCAGUCAGAGAAAAAAAGCAUUUUCUACAUGCUCCUCUCAUAUGAUUGUCAUUUCUAUUUCCUAUGGAAGCUGCAUAUUCAUGUAUGCUAACCCCUCAGCCAAAGAAAAAGCAUCACUGACCAAAGGUGUGGCUAUUCUGAAUACUUCUGUUGCCCCUAUGAUGAAUCCAUUUAUAUACACACUAAGGAACCAACAAGUGAAGCAGGCUUUUAAGGAGACCAUCCACAAGGUUUUGUUUUUCUCUGGUAAAUGA